AAGAAGAGCACAAACAAUUAAAAUUCUCCACAUUAACUAACCGCAACUGUUCCCUCCCCCCUGGCGCGCGCCAACCCCCACCCUUCGUGGGCAGGCUCCCUCCUUCUCCAUGUAUAAAUCCCCCCCCUCCCUCCUCCGCCGGAAUCACAACACCGCCAUUAAAGAACUCCCCAACAGCUUCCUCCCAACAGUCCCCCAAUUCCCCAUCCAUCCUUAUAUGAAUCAACCACAAAUAAAAAUCCAAUCUUUUUCAUCCCCAUGGAUUGUCUCACCGAUUGGCCCGAACCAAUCGUCCGCGUCCAAUCCCUUUCCGAGAGCGGCACCCCCACCGUCCCUCCCAGAUACGUCAAGCCGCCCCCCGAUCGCCCCUGCCUCGAAAUCCCCCUGUGUGGCGAUGAUGAUGAUGUCAAUAUCCCCACUGUCGAUCUUGCCGAUCCCUCCGCCGCUUCGGCUGUCUCCACCGCCUGCAAAGAUUGGGGCUUUUUCCAAGCUGUCAACCACGGCGUCCCCACGGAGCUCAUGAGCUCCAUCAUGGAGGCCUGGCGAGAGUUCUUCCACCUUCCCAUGGCGACGAAGCAGACGUAUUCAAACUCCCCGAAGACUUACGAGGGUUACGGCAGCCGGUUAGGGAUAGAGAAAGGCGCCAUUCUUGAUUGGGGAGAUUACUACUUCCUCCAUCUCACCCCAUUGUGUCUCAAGAACCAGGACAAGUGGCCCUCCCUCCCUGUUUCUCUGAGGGGGGCGGUGGAGGAGUACGGGAAGGAGUUGAGGAGGCUGUGUUGGAGAGUGAUGGAGCUUCUGUCGGUGGGAUUAGGGCUGGAUGGAGGGAGAUUGCAGAGAGGAUUUGGGGGAGAAGAUGCAGGGGCUUGUAUCAGAGUGAAUUACUAUCCCACAUGUCCGCAGCCGGAGUUAACCCUAGGGCUUUCGUCGCAUUCCGAUCCGGGAGGGAUCACGCUGCUGCUGCCGGAUGAGAGGGUGAAGGGGUUGCAGGUCAGGCAUGGCGGCCGAUGGGUCACAGUCCGGCCGCUUCCCGGCGGGUUUAUCGUCAACGUCGGCGAUCAGGUUCAGAUUUUGAGCAAUGGAAUAUAUCGGAGCGUGGAGCAUCGGGUGGCGGUUAACUCUUCGGCGGAGCGGUUAUCGAUAGCCUUCUUCUACAACCCGCGUAGUGAUUUAUUAUUGGGGCCAUUGCCGGAACUCGUGAACGAAGAUCAACCUGCAAGGUAUCAGCCUAUGACUUUUGAUCAGUAUCGGCUAUACAUGCGGAAACAAGGGCCCCGUGGCAAGUCCCAUGUCGAGUCCCUGAAGGCCAUCUAAUCCUGUGUUUAUACACGUAACGCAAUAGUCGGAAUUAUUCUAAGUGUUCGGGUGUGUGGGGAGCAUAUAUGUGACAAAUCACAAGUAGACACGUGUUCUUAUCGCUACUGUGACGUGUCCUCUUAUGAUUUGCCAGCCUAUGAUUUAUUCGAUAUAUAUUCUAAGACUAACAAAUUUGCAUCCAAUAAUAAUUUUUUUUUUUUAUGGCGGCUUUUGUCCAUAAGUGAAGUUGCAAAUACAAAUAAGAAAGAGGGUGAAUUUGAAAAAAUGAGGUGACUUUGUGUAGACUAAUGUAUCAUUAUCUAGUCAUUCAUGCACAUCUCCUUGUUUUACAAGCAUUAUUUUUGAAGAGGAGGUCACGACAAAUUGAAUAAAAUAAUGGAGGUUUUUAA
Molecule: messenger RNA, 1706 nt
Organism: Phalaenopsis equestris
Lineage: Eukaryota; Viridiplantae; Streptophyta; Magnoliopsida; Asparagales; Orchidaceae
Product: probable 2-oxoglutarate-dependent dioxygenase At3g111800
Exons: 3
Coding region: 259-1314 (351 amino acids)
Source: RefSeq, a predicted model, not a curated record